UCCAGGUGACCCUUGCCCGCCUGCCUGCCUGCCCCCCUCCACAACUGGAACCCAGAAGACUUUCCCCCUUCUUCUGGGUGUGUGCCUGUCUCCUGCUGUCAGGAUCCUGAACCCAGGCUCCCCUCCCUGACUCUGGAACCUCUUAGCGUCCACAGCAAGGCCUGCCGGGACCAGAGGUGAAGACUCAUGCUGCCAGUGGGGGCCACAGUCCUCAGGAUGUUCCAGGGGAAAUAGAAGCCAGAACCUGGACCUCUAACCGGUUCCCCCAAUAAUGGGGCCCCCAAUGAGUCAUCUGCUGGCUGGCCUGUGUGUCUGGGUGGCUUUGGGCUGGGUGGGGGGCUCAGCCCCCGACCUGGGCCCUGCAGAGCAGGAGCAGAAUCAUUACCUGGCCCAGCUGUUCGGCUUGUACGGGGAGAAUGGCACGCUGACAGCAGCGGGCCUGGCGCGGCUUCUCCACAGCCUGGGGCUAGGCAGAGUUCAGGGGCUUCGCCUGGAACACCCUGGACCUCCACCUGGUCGGGUCACACCUCCAGUUGGAGACAAUUCCACACACAGACCGCAGGACCCCCAGCUGGACGUGGAUGUCUGGGCUGGGCUGCCUGUGGGUCCCUCGGGGUGGAGUGACCUGACGGAGCAGAAGGUCCCACUCCCACCGCGGGGGCCCGGCCCCUCGGGCCUCGGCCUGCUCCACAGGCUCCUGCUGCUGGACCACUCGCUGGCGGAUCAUCUGAAUGAGGAUUGUCUGAAUGGCUCCCAGCUGCUGGUCAACUUCGGCCUGAGUCCCGCUGCUCCUCUGACUCCUCAUCAGUUUGCCCUGCUGUGCCCAGCCCUGCUAUAUCAGAUCGAUAGCCGAGUCUGCAUCCAGGCCCCGGCCCCAAGUCCCCCCGGGGAUCUACUGUCUGCCCUGGUGCACAGUGCCCUGGCAGUCCUGCUGCUCAGCCUCCCUGCUCCCCUCUCCCUGCUGCUGCUGCGACUCCUGGGACCUCACCUAUUGCGGCCCCUGCUGGGCUUCCUGGGGGCCCUGGCCGUGGGCACUCUUUGUGGGGAUGCGCUGCUACACCUGCUGCCUCAUGCACAAGGAGGGCAGCACGCUGGAACUAGCGGGCCACCAGAAGAGGACCUGGGCCCGGGGCUGUCAGUGCUCGGAGGUCUCUUCCUGCUCUUCCUCCUGGAGAACACGCUAGGGCUUCUGCGGCGCCGAGGGCUCCGGCCAAACUGCUGCAGGAAAAAAAGAAAGGAUCUCGAAACACCAAACCUGGACCCAGAGGAUGGCGGUGGGACGGCCCUUCAGCCCCUUCAAGCAGCUCCAGAGCCAGGGCUUCAGGGCCAGAGGGAGCAGGACCACAGGCCCCCAGCAGCCCCGGCCCUCCCUGGGCACCAAGGCCACAGUCAUGCGUACCAGGAUGGCGGUGGCGCCAACAUCACAUGGAUGGUCCUCCUGGGAGAUGGUCUACACAACCUCACCGACGGGCUGGCCAUAGGCGCUGCCUUCUCCGACAGCUUCUCCAGCGGCCUCAGCACCACCCUCGCCGUCUUCUGCCACGAGCUGCCCCACGAACUCGGUGACUUCGCCAUGCUGCUCCGGGCAGGGCUGCCCUUUCGGAGGCUGCUGCUGCUGAGCCUGGUGUCCGGAGCCCUGGGGCUGGGCGGCGCAGCCCUGGGGGUGGGGCUCAGCUUGGGCCCCAUCCCCCUCACUCCCUGGGUGUUUGGGGUCACUGCUGGGGUCUUCCUCUAUGUGGCCCUCGUGGACAUGCUACCAGCCCUGCUCCGCGGGCCGGAGCCCCUUCCUCUGCUCGAUGUGCUACUGCAGGGGCUGGGGCUGCUGCUGGGAGGUGGCCUCAUGCUCACCAUAGCCCUGCUGGAGGAGCAGCUGCGGCCCCUGCUCGCUGAUGGCUGAUGGGGGUCAGCGGAAAGGCGUCCCGGGGUGCCCUUCCUUCCCCCCAACCGCAGGAAUGGAGGCGGGACACAGGGCCAGUAGGAGCAAUAGGAUUUUAAUAAACAGAACCCAUCCC
Messenger RNA from Talpa occidentalis (Iberian mole), 2012 nucleotides. RefSeq names its product solute carrier family 39 member 5 (gene SLC39A5). Gene Ontology annotation, molecular function: zinc ion transmembrane transporter activity. Gene Ontology annotation, biological process: intracellular zinc ion homeostasis; zinc ion import across plasma membrane; BMP signaling pathway. Gene Ontology annotation, cellular component: membrane. NCBI's taxonomy places the organism in Eukaryota, Metazoa, Chordata, Mammalia, Eulipotyphla, Talpidae. The transcript is spliced from 12 exons. The coding region runs from base 272 to 1897 and encodes 541 amino acids. The record is from RefSeq and is a predicted model, not a curated record.